GGGUGCCCAACCCGCCUGAGCUCGGGCAGCCCCGGGAGCCGAGACCCACCGCAAUCCCGGUCUGGGCCGAAGUGCCGCAGCCUGGGGUCCGCCCAGCCCGUUGAGAGGCGCUGCCUGGACUAUAGUGUGGAUUCACAAUGUUUGGGGACUUAUUUGAAGAGGACUUUUCCUUUGUAUCAAAUAAUCAAUGUGGAAAAGGGAAGAAAUCGAAGUCCAAAGAUACUGAAACUCCUGCUCCAAGGGAGUUCACCAACUUAAGUGGUAUCAAAAAUCAAGGCGGGACCUGCUACCUUAAUUCUCUUCUCCAGACUUUGCAUUUCACACCAGAAUUUAGAGAAGCACUGUUUUCCUUAGGCCCUGAAGAACUUGGUUCUCUGGAAGAUAUCAAUAAACCAGAUGUUAAGGUUCGAAUAAUUCCAUUACAGUUACAACGAUUAUUUGCUCAGCUUUUGCUCUUAGAUCAGCAGGCUGCAUCUACAACAGAUCUCACUGAGAGUUUUGGAUGGAACAGCAAUGAGGAGAUGAGACAACAUGAUGUACAGGAGUUAAAUCGCAUUCUGUUCAGUGCUUUGGAAACUUCCCUUGUGGGGACUUCUGGACAUGAUCUUAUUAAUCGGUUAUAUCAUGGAACUGUUGUUAACCAGAUUGUUUGUAAGGAGUGCAAGAAUGUCAGUGAGAGACAGGAGGAUUUUUUAGAUCUAACAGUGGCAGUCAAGGAUGUAUCUGGCUUGGAGGAGGCCCUCUGGAACAUGUAUGUGGAAGAGGAAUAUUUUGAAAAUGAUAACUUGUACCGAUGCGGAGCAUGCAACAAACUGGUUGAAGCAGCAAAGUCUGCUAAACUACGUAAGUUGCCUCCCUUUCUUACUGUCUCACUCCUGAGGUUUAACUUUGACUUUGAGAAGUGUGAGCGAUACAAGGAAAUGAGCUGCUAUACGUUCCCUAUCCGGAUAAACCUCAGGCCUUUUUGUGAGCAGACUCAUUUGGAUGAUUCGGAGUACAUAUAUGAGCUGUUCUCUGUUAUUAUACACAAAGGUGGCUGCUAUGGAGGACACUACCAUGUAUAUAUCAAAGAUGUAGAUGCACUGGGAAAUUGGCAAUUGAAAGAGGAGGAAAGCAAACUGAUGUCUAAAGAGAAGGAUCAGAAAGAAACUGAAAAUGUCAAAGAAAUGGAGAAUCCACUGACAGUCCUGAAAGAGAUCUUAUCAGAGGAAGAAUCUAAACAAAUUCCUGUGGAUCAGUUAGGGCAGAAACUACUGGAGAAGAAAGGAGUGUCCUGGAACAAAAAAUACCGGAAACAAUAUGGACCUAUACGAAAGUAUUUGCAGAAUCAUUCUCAGAUAUUUCUACUCAGUCCUGAUGAAAAUAAGGUUAGUCUCAAGGAAAUGUACCAUAAGCUCCAAUUUGGGUCAGAUUCCCAAGGACAAGGUCUGCAAAGCCCUUCUCAGGACAGUGAUGUCCAGUGGACUUCAGAAAGUCUAUGUACAGUGUUGAAGGACAACACCUCUGGUUCCCAUUGGUUUGACUUGAAUGAUUCAAAAGUCCAGCCCAUUAAGGAGAAGGAUAUUGAGAAACAAUUUCAGGGUAAAGAGAGUGCCUACAUGCUGUUUUAUCGAAAAUCCCAAUUGAAAAGACCACCUGAAGCACAAGCAAAUCCAAGAUACCGGGUUCCUGACCAUCUUUUGAAUGAAAUGGAUGCUGCCAACAUUGAACUGCACAAGAGAAGGAUGGACUGUGAUUCUGCAGACUAUAAUAUUGAUUUGCAUCUCCAUUUGGGCUCUCACUAUAAACUUUACAACGGGGCCUUACACCCAUCGCUUUCUCGGAAGGACAGUGUGCUGGAUCUGACUAUUGAUAAAAGAAAAACCCUGGGAGAUGUCCGGCAAUCGAUAUUUCAGCUGUUGGAAUUUUGGGAAGGAGACAUGAUUCUCAGCAUUGCAAAGUCUCUACCAGCUGGACUUCAUCUUUACCAAACACUUGAUGGAGAUGAGAUGACUUUGGCUGGCAUUGGACUUGCCGAUGGGGCAGAUGUCUUUGUGUGGAAUGGCAAGGAGGUCGGUGGUAUGGAGGUGUUACCAGGUCUUGACCAUGAACCUGUGCUCCUAAAUGUUCUUCGUUUGGCGGGCUAUAAUGAAGGAGGAAGAGGUCAGCAUUUCAGAGAAUCCCAGCAUGUCAUUCCAAGCAGUGCAGAACUGAGUACCCUGUGGAAAGCCUUAGCAUCGCCAGGGGGGAUCAUCUUAAAGAACAGUUCAGGAUCUGACAGAGAGCUGGAGAAUUGGAAAGUCAUUUGUGAAGAGGAUAUGAAGAGCACAGUCAGAAGUGUUGGUCUGGCAGAUGGAAGCUCGAUAUUAGUUUUAGAUAGCCACGACCAAAGUUUGGUGAAUAUGGCAAGUGGCAAUUUGACUGCUUUUACACAUGAUAUCAGCUGGCUACAAGUUAAAAAUUUCUGCCGGUUGGAAGCAGAGGAAAAGCAAGUUAAAAUCACUGCAACUGUUGAAACAGUGAUGUCAGAUAUCAAAAUUAAAGCAAUACAGGAGCUGCAAUUAGGGGAGGAUCUAGUGGAUGCCAGCUGUCUCAGACCUGUUAAUGAGAGUGGGAAGCUUCUUUCUCCAGUGCCUGAGGAUUAUACAGUCAAAGAAGCAGAGCUAAAGAUGGGAAGCCUGUUAGGACUCUGUCAUGGGAAAGCGCCAACUUCCACUCAGCUCUUCUUGUAUUUUGUUGUUGCGAGUGAUCUGCAGGGAGGCCACGAGAUGGAAAUAGUAGUGGAAGAGUCUGCAUCGGCGAGAGAGUGUCUAAAUUUAAUGCUGGAUAAGUCUGGGUUAUCAGGGGACAGCUGGCACUUGAGAAGAAUUGAUUGGUGCUAUGAAGCUGGAGAGGCAUUAAGCGAGGAAGGUGCCACACUGAAGGAGCUUAAUGUCUGCAGUGGAGAUACUUUGGUCAUAACUGAAGGGAAACUGCCACCAAAGGGAUUCCUGAAAGUGCCCAUCUGGUGGUUCAAGCCUCUGAUGCACUUUGGACACCAAGAGAGCAUGCAGGAUCAAGUGAACGGCAUGAUGGGGACAUUGCGGGUAUCUCCAGCAGGAGAUUCCCCAACAUAUGUCCAGUCAGACAUUGGGCUUUGUUAUGCAGGCGAUAUAGAAAUCUCAGCAGAAGCUUUUCUGGAGGAUCUGAAAAUUCAGGCCAUGACUUUGCCAUCCUUCCAGAAGCUCAGUGUCCCGUCACCCGAGUUUCUCAGAGCCUGGACGCUGGAGAGCAAGCACCCAGGCAAGCUUCUACGAAACAACCAGCAGCAACUCAAUGAACAUAAACUGGGAGGCAGAACAGAAAUCUGUUUAGAACCUUUACAGAAGGAAGAGAAUCUGAGCCCCAGUGACUUGCUGCUUCGGGUGCAGAUGGGCAUUCCCGGGGAGAGGGAUUACUACCACCCUGUGGAUUUGGUGUGGGAUAUUUCCAAGGAAUGCACAGCAUGGGCACUGAGGCAGAGGCUUGCUGUUCACUAUGCCCUCCCUGUGGAGAAAAUCAGAAUUGCAAAGUAUUUCCCUGAGAAGUUUGAGUGGAUGACAAUCUCCAGCUGGACCCAGCAAAUUUCAAAGAAGAAGCGGAAGAAAAAACAAGAGAGUUUGCAGUCAGCACCUUACCACCUGAAAGAUGGAGACAUUAUCGGUGUAAAGAAUCUUCUGCUUGAGGAUGGCAAGGACUUCAGUACUGUGAGAGAUGACAUUGGAAAGGAGACACAGAGGCAGCGUGCAAUGGAAAAAAAGAAAAGCCGGCAAGCUCAGCGCUUACAGAACAAUGUUUCCUCUGAGGGAAAGGUGGUUAAUAAACAUCAUAAGCCGGAAGUGGCUCUUUCUAUUAACGUGGGAAUCUUCAGAUAGCAUCGGACAGGUGACUUGUUGAGUGACCCUUGCCCCUGAUGUACUGAAUUAGAAUGGAGUACCUCCGCUGGACCAGCCUGGUCUUCUCAGAAGUGUCCUGUCUCACGGAUGAGACAACUGGCUGUAAGGCUUGGGCCAGCUCUGGAUUUCCUGUAAUCUAUUUUGGUGAAGUGCUUUAGCUUCCCUUUUUCAAUGUGGAACUUACUCUCAGGCUAGGUAAAUGCACUUUAUCAAUGAGAAAAUGGAUGACUGUAUGACAUAACCUUUCUGUGACUGUUUUGUAAUAAUCAUAUAUGUAUUUUUAUCUGAUAUUGCUAUCCUAUACCACUACUACAAAGCUCUUCUUUCAUGUUGGCAUAGAACGUCUAAAAGGAAUUUUGACACUUUUGUCUUCUGAAAUUAUUGGAUCUUUGGUUUUGUUCACCUGCCUAGUUGAAAAAUCUGAGCUUUAUAAUAAUUUAAAUCAAAAUUGGGUUCAUGCUCCCUUCUCUCUGCAGCCAUUUCGUCGAUGUUUUUUUCUGCAGUGCUAAUAACAACAGCUAAACAGCAAACUGUGAAUAGUUCUCCAUCUAAGCUGUGCAUAAGUGAUCGAUUUCAACAGAAUGUGGGACAUUUCACUGCUUACCUCCUCUGGUAUAUUAAAUCUUUCCAUUGUGCAGCAAGUCAAAAUUCUACUCCUUGCCAUAUAAUGAAGCUUUGUCUAUUAGGACCAUGAGUAGAAACUGGUUUCAGAAUUUUCUUAUCUCUGGGACAAAUACACUAAACUGGCCAAAGGAAGGAGCAAAUGUGUUCAAAACCUAGAAAGCUCUGGAGAGUGGAGUUUGUUAAAUGGACGUAUGUUGUCACUGUGCUGCUGUUCUUCCCGAGAUGCCUCAUCCUUUUUUCACUAUCCACUAAGUUAUUUUAAACAUUUAGGAGAAAAGGAGAACAUUUGGCAGAAUACUGUAUUUUUUUUAACUCAGGAAAAGGUUAUUAUGUUUGUUUUAAACUAAUCAAAUUAGGAAUUUUGCGUGAUUUAUUUGCUAUCCCUCAGUAGGAUUAAAAGGCGGAGAAAGGCAGAAAAAUGUUUUGCCUCUUAGCUAGCUGUACAUCCCCAGUAAUAAAAGGGGAUUGUAUCCUCUUUUGGUUAUACACAGUGACUUCUAAUACCACCUAAACGCUAUGCAGUCCAAGUCUGUUAUGGGUCAUCGUAAAUAAACCAUUUACUGUAUUAUCAUAAGACUAGUUCUUGCUAGAUGAUGAGACUACACUUUUCUACCACCAAGUGUGGUAAUUGGGCUCAUUACAAAUUAAUGAAUUGAUUCUCAUUAUUUUUAUGUAUUUUUUUUUUCAGUGCUUACAAUUACUAAAGUCUUUUUAUGGUCCCUGAUAGUACAUGCAUCAAAUACAUCAGCAGUAAAGUUUUGUGGUUUCUUCAGAAAGAGUAUUGGUGCUGAUACAUUGAACUGGCCAAGUAUAUAUUGUUUACAAUAAACUGUACUUUUUAAAAGUGUAUUGGGUAAUAGGAUGAGAAUGGGAUGUAUAAAUGAAAGAUAACCACAUAUCCUUAACUGAGCUGCAGUGCUCAUAUCACAUGCCACGAGUUUGUCUUUCUCUGUUAAAAACUGGGAAAAUGAAUAAUCAGAAAUGCUACUCACCCUUGCACUCGUGUCUGGAAUCCCUUGUAAAUUAUUAAAAGAAAGUGUUCAAACCCAAUUUCUGAAAAAGAAAAUGAAA
This is a messenger RNA of Pelodiscus sinensis (Chinese soft-shelled turtle), 5588 nucleotides long. It is a transcript of the gene USP40, whose product is annotated as ubiquitin specific peptidase 40. NCBI's taxonomy places the organism in Eukaryota, Metazoa, Chordata, Testudines, Trionychidae. Gene Ontology annotation, biological process: protein deubiquitination. Gene Ontology annotation, molecular function: cysteine-type deubiquitinase activity. Gene Ontology annotation, cellular component: cytosol; nucleus. The record is from RefSeq and is a predicted model, not a curated record.